AUGGAGGUAGUUGAUGCCAUUGAGAGCUUGUGGAGGUUGUUUUUGGUGGCUCUUGGGUUAGGGGCACUGUUGAUGCUCAUGGCCCGGACCAAGAGCACUGACCCCGGUGCUUCUCCGUCCCCCUCUGGCUCCACAUCCAAGAAGAGGGUCGAUGAGGAUCCUAGCUCCCAAGAUAAGGCGGAGCGGAGGACGAAGGCAAGACACGAUGCCCGCAAGCAAUGUAUCGAGGAAAAGGGCGUGAUGUGUGAACGCUAUGUGGAUAGAGUUUUGUUGGGACCUAGUAACGAGGUG
This is a messenger RNA of Ilex paraguariensis (yerba mate), 291 nucleotides long. Lineage: Eukaryota; Viridiplantae; Streptophyta; Magnoliopsida; Aquifoliales; Aquifoliaceae. The record is from the annotation of a GenBank genome assembly.